Molecule: messenger RNA, 1771 nt
Organism: Panonychus citri (citrus red mite)
Lineage: Eukaryota; Metazoa; Arthropoda; Arachnida; Trombidiformes; Tetranychidae
Exons: 5
Coding region: 620-1579 (319 amino acids)
Source: RefSeq, a predicted model, not a curated record
AAUUUCGCGGCUCAUACAAAAUCUGAAACGAGUUUAAGCUAAUUAACUUAAUUUCGCUUUGCAGGCCUAAUAACUUGUUAUCAUAACGAUUUUAAUUUUCGAUUGUCAAAACUCUGAUCAUUUUUACGCUUGGUAGUUUUCCAAUAGACCAAAAGUUAAUUAUUCCCAAUCAAGUAUCAUUUUUUAGAGUUUUUGUCAACCUGAUCGUCAAUCGGAUAUUUAUCACGAUGCAAUUAAAUGAUUUACCUGACGAUUUUUUAUUUCAUGUAUUUGAUUAUAUUGAUUGUGUUAAACAACUUUGUAUUCUGUCGACAGUUUGUCGUUUAUGGAACAAUUUGGUUAAAAGGAGACUGGAAAAAGUUCGAGAAUUACAUUUGAAGAAUCUGAUGGUGAGUUAUCUUCAUGUCGAUCAUUAGAAAAGUACAAUUAUGUUUCUUUUUCUUUAUUCUCAGAAGAAAUUACUAAAAAUAAGGUUUAUCACAUUUAUGUCUCACGCAAUUAUCCCCCUCAUCAUUCUGUCUACACCAACGACUUUGGAUUUAUUGAGAAAGUGAACGUUUCUAAACUUUUACCAAAUCUUAAAUAUUUUAGAACUAGUUAUUCAAAAGGUCAAAAGUGUAUGUGCAAGGCAAUGAUCAAUGUUUUAUCAAGUUCCAAUACGCUGAUUGGAUUAUCGGGUCAAUCUCCAUGUUACAAAAGUGAAUUCACUCUAGAUUCCCGUGUUCACGUCGAUGCAAUAGUGCAACAUUGUGGUAAUUUGGAGUAUCUUUCGUCGGGAUCGAAACAUUUUAUUCGGAGUUUUUUCUUCUCAUUUGGAGACAAUUUGAAACACUUUGAAGCUUCGGUAGAUCUCUCUAAAUUUUCUUUGUACCCUGGAGCUACUGAUUCUUUUGCAAGAAUAAUGGCGAAAAUGCCAAAUCUUGAAACUUUGACUUUGUUAUGUGAACCUGAAAUCGAACCUCCUAAAUGGCCUACACCGAAAAUGAAUUUGAAACAACUCAAAAUUGAAUAUAUUGACAUUGAAUCUUCCCCUCUUCAAGUUUUAUCUCUUUUCCCUGAACUACCAAGUCUACACUUAAGUUUCAAACAACAAGGCGAAGCCAAAGCUUUUCCUACUUCCAGAAUUCAUCCGGAUGUCCAAGAUUUGGCAUUAGAAAUCCAAACAGUACUUGAAUCACCUCUCUUAUACGCACAGCAAGGACUACAAGCAGAGGAAGAUGUCGACUGCGGUGAGCUGAUUAAAAGUGUAUUGGCCAACUUUCUCAAUUGUAAGAAUCUUAUGAUUUGGCUCGAAAAUGGAUUCACCGAGAAUGUUUCGGUGUUCAAGAUAAUUGAAAUGUUACCGAACUUGAAUCUUUUUGUUCUACAUGUUGAUGGCAUACUUUGCACUUGGAAGGACCCUGGUUACUUUGAUACUGUCGAUAAAUAUUGCAAGUCAAUUGGUCGUCGAGUCGCUUUUUACACAGUCAUUGAUGUUGAUUUUCACAAAAAAAUUCGAUAUUCAGUGAAUGAAGAUAUCGCCAAUCCUUUUAACACCGAAAAUCAAUUCAUAUAUAAGUAUUUUCGUCGUGAAAUUUAAUUUUCAUAAAAUUUCUCAGCGGAAACACAGAUAUAAUCAAUAGAUAAACAAACUGAACUUUUCUAUCAAUCAAAUUAUCUGCAACUAUUGUUACUAACAACUUAAAUUUUAUAAUUCGAAUCUUUUGAUCCUCUGAGGUUUAUGUGUAAAAAUCACUCAGAACAUGAAUCUUAAAGUUAUUUCAACAAUCAA